UCCACCUGGGGUGCUCCUGCAGAGGCCUGCCCAGGGCGGGGAGCGCGUGGCCGCGAUCGCCGCGGGUCUGCGGAGCCUGGGUGCCCUCCGAGGAUGCAAAAGGCCCACGCGGCCCUGCUGCCGCCUCGGGAUGUCGGGGACAGCGUGGAGACCCUUAUGCUGCAUCCGGUGAUCAAAGCUUUCCUCUGCGGCGCCGUCAGUGGCACCUGCUCUACCCUCCUUUUCCAGCCUCUAGAUCUCCUCAAAACGCGUCUGCAGACCGUGCAGCCCUCUGCCGAUGGAUCCAGACGCGUUGGGAUGUUGGCUCUGCUCCUGAAUGUGGUUCGCACAGAGAGUCUUUGGGGCCUUUGGAAGGGGAUGGCCCCAUCCAUUGUGAGGUGUGUGCCCGGCGUGGGCAUCUAUUUCGGGACCCUCUACUCCUCCAAGCAGUACCUGCUCCGAGGCCACCCCCCCACUGCCCUGGAGUCGGUCGUGUUAGGUAUGGGCUCUCGCUCUGUCGCAGGAGUCUGCAUGUCCCCCAUCACAGUGAUAAAGACUCGCUAUGAGAGUGGGAGGUAUGGCUACAGGAGCAUCUACGCAGCCCUGAGGACCAUCUACCACCGCGAGGGCCACCGAGGCCUCUUCAGUGGCCUCACGGCCACGCUCCUCCGUGACGCUCCCUUUUCCGGAAUCUACCUGAUGUUUUACAACCAGACCAAAAGCAUCGUGUCCCAGGACCAGUUGGAUGUGACCCUUAUUCCUAUUGUGAACUUCGGCUGUGGCAUCCUGGCUGGCAUUCUGGCCUCCUUGGUGACUCAGCCUGCCGAUGUCAUUAAGACGCACAUGCAGCUCUCCCCAGGGAAGUUUCGGUGGAUCGGGCAGGCAGUGAUGUUCAUUUUCAAAGACUACGGGCCACGUGGCUUCUUCCAGGGUGGCGUUCCCCGGGCCCUCCGCCGAACUCUGAUGGCAGCCAUGGCCUGGACUGUGUACGAAGAGAUGAUGGCCAAGAUGGGCCUCAAGUCCUGAGGCAGGAGAGGCCCGGGAACGGAUGGAAUCCUUUGUCCUGCCUGGGCUCCCCAUGCUGGAUGGAGUCAGGCGGAGUCCUACCUGGAGAGCCUGGCACUUAGGUGACCUUCAGCGACCCGUUCAAGUAGGGAAUCGAUGGGUCUGAGUCAGGCCUUUGGAAUCUCCCCAAAGAUCACAUAAACACGAGCACAUUGGGGAGCUGGGAGUGUGGCGAGGGCUUUGCCCAGCCUGCAAGGCAUUUCGAGAGAGAGCUCUGUGGGGUGGUAUCCUGGCAUCCCUCUGGAGGGAGGCAUUCCAAACUCAGGGAAAUUGUGCCAGGCGCUUCCGUUGGAGAAGUAAGAGCUUUCGAGGAGGAAUUGUUGCUACCAGGCAACGAUUGGUCUUAGGGGCAGAAGGAAGAGAUGGCAUCGCUUCAUUGGCUCUUAAUAAACUCAGACAAUUUGGCAAA
Messenger RNA from Suncus etruscus (white-toothed pygmy shrew), 1453 nucleotides. RefSeq names its product solute carrier family 25 member 38 (gene SLC25A38). The transcript is spliced from 7 exons. Bases 94 to 1005 code for a protein of 303 amino acids. Gene Ontology annotation, biological process: glycine import into mitochondrion. The record is from RefSeq and is a predicted model, not a curated record. NCBI's taxonomy places the organism in Eukaryota, Metazoa, Chordata, Mammalia, Eulipotyphla, Soricidae. Gene Ontology annotation, cellular component: mitochondrial inner membrane; mitochondrion. Gene Ontology annotation, molecular function: glycine transmembrane transporter activity.